AAACAGAUGGUAAACCUACUGGUGGCUGACAUGAUGGAAGUUCAUGGGAGGAUCCCGCCAACCUAUGUGCGAACAAAAUAUGCUCUUGGCAUCAUCACUCUGUUUCCCUGUCUCAGAGAUCCAUACUCAAAAAAUGGAUAUGAGCACUACUAUGACGCAGAGAGUGGAUCUGGCUACUUGGCCUGGAGGAUAAAGACAGUGCAGCGCAGCACUGCUGUUCAGUCCCGGAGAUGCUCCACCAGCGCUACCUAUCAAGAUGGUCCAAAGAGCAAGAGGGAUUUUCUCCUGACUUGCAAGCAACUGAUUGGUGAGGAAUGCUGUGAGGCAAUAUCCUUAAUGAAGCAUUCAGCUGAUGGAUCAGUUGUCAAAGAGAAGAUGAAGGCAACAUUUCAGUACCGGCAAGCACUGGUUCGAGACCAGCAAGGCUCCUCAACAGUCCUGGAUGUGUUCCCGCGUUUCCUCGAUACUCCUGGCUUGAUUGAUCAAGACUUCACUAUGAUGUUUGGAGAGGAGGCUUCUGGGCGAUUUUUGGCAAAAUGGCCCACUUUCUUCCAACCAAGGAUCUUGGCAGACUGCAAGAACCAGAAUUCUAAUGAGCAUGUUGAAGACCUCUUGUCUGCACAACAAAAUUCAAAUGAGUUGGGUUGGGACAGUGACCUGUCAAGCAUUCUGCUGUUGGUUCACCUACUUCCCCCAACCUCAAAAGGGCACAAGAAGAAUGCUAAAAUUAGCUCAUAUCAAGCUGUCAAUCAUGUUGUGAGAUAUCUGAGGAUUGGAACCAGUGUUGAGACCUUCCUUGCACGUUUGGAACCAGGACAGCCCUUCCUGCUGUGCGUUGGUGAACAGAAGAACAACAUUCAACGGUUCUAUGUCAUCGUUGACCACAAGGCCAUCCCUUGCAAGGCCCAGACAUCCCUGGCCGCCUUCGAUGAACUCUUCAAAGCACACUUCAUCUUCAGUGUUAACUACCAUGAAUCCCUCAACAGCUUCUACACGUUCAUCCAAACCACGGUGUUCAACAUAGACGUGGGAAGUGCCAAGGAAUGUCCCAGAGUCAAAGAGCUCAGAGCAAGGUUCCUGCACACUGACAUUUGAAGUGACACACGUCGUUUGAUUUAAAAAUGCUCAUUUGUUUUAUUUGUAAGGGACACCACAAAAGUUCUGCAUUGCUAUGUCAGCAUUUGAAAUUUCACCAUGGUUUGUAUCCGGGAAAGACAUUACGUUUGAAAUGUGGUGAGCCGGAAUGUUCCUUAUCAUUUUGCACUUAUUCAGGGUUAAAGAAACACCUCCUCCGUUUGCACAGGGACACUGGUUCAACAAAUACUAUGGACAAUGUGGACACUCAAAGAGAAAGGGAUGAGCCAUCAAGUUCUCAGGCAGUCUGUACUGACACUCCAGUAACCACCCAGGUUACUGUUGACAAGCAGCAUGUGUUAAACAUGUGUGGUUCUGUUGUAGCACAGUUACAAGCAUCAGGUGUUGCUGAGAGCACUGUCCAAGCAAUGGUAGGGUCCAUGGAAGAGCUUGUAAAUGAUAUUCAUAGACAAGCAAGAGAUUCUGUUCUCAAUUGCACUUCAGAGAUUCACGGCACGGAUUUAGGAAAAAAGAUGGAAAACAGUUUUGAUCAACUAGAAAAUCCCUUUACAUUCUUUAAUACAGGAGCCAAACGACAGAGGUUCUUUGAGGAAGAGUGGGAAAUUGUUGAACCUGUUGAAUACGUUCUUGGGGUCAGAUUUGAUGUACGCAGAGAUCGAACGACAGGAGUUUACAAUCAGAUACCUGUAACGGAUAAAUUUGUGUAUGUACCUUUAUUGGGAACCCUGAAGUCUAUGUUUAAGAACAGUGAACUUUGUGACAUUUUUCUGCAGGCAAAACAACAUGAAGAAGGUACUUAUAAAGAUAUAUGUGAUGGUUCAUACUUUAAAAGUAAUGAUUUGUUUUCCCGGCAAAAACAUGCUCUACAGAUUCAACUUUAUUAUGACGAUUUUGAGACAGCAAAUCCCUUAGGCUCAAAGAAGGGUAUACACAAACUUGGUUGUAUUUACUUUAUAUUGAGAAACCUCCCCCCAAAAUGUAAUUCCGUAUUGAUGAAUAUUCAUGUUGUGGCACUAUUUCAUUCACAAGACCUGAAAAAAUAUGGAUUUGAUGCAAUACUAAAGCCUCUCAUUGAUGAUGUUAAAAUCCUCGAAACUGAAGGAAUAGAGGUGCCUUUCUCUGACUCGCCAUUGCUAGGAUCUGUUGUUCAAGUAACAGGUGAUAAUCUAGGUUUACACGGGCUGUUUGGUUUUGUUGAGUCUUUCAGCGCAACAUAUUGUUGUAGAUUUUGUUUAACUACUAAGGAAGAUUUACAGUCUGUCUUCACAGAAGAUGACCCCAGCAUGGUUUUUCGUACAAAGGAGAUCCAUACAGAUCAUUGUGCAGCACUGCAGGAAAAUCCUAUCUUGGUUACAACAUUUGGUGUCAAGAAGACAUGCUUGCUCAACACGUUACGCUUUUUCCACACCUCUGAUAACUACGCGGUUGACAUCAUGCACGAUUUGCUUGAAGGUGUAGUGCAAUACGAACUGAAACUUGUCUUUCAGUACCUUGUCAAUAAGAAGUACCUAUCUCUGGAAACACUGUCACAGAGGAUCCAAAGUUUCAACUAUGGUUAUAUUGAGAGACGAAACAGGCCAAGUGGGUUGAAAAUGGAUGAGAGUAGCAAAGAUCUUGGAUUGAAUGCAAUUCAGUCAUGGUGUCUUUUGCGAAAUGCUCCCAUUAUUUUUGGUGAUGUAGUUGAAAGAAACAACAGUUAUUGGAAUUUGCUUGUCCUCUUGAUUCAGAUUGUGAAUAUAGUCUUUUCACCGAUGAUUACAAAUGGUAUGACAUAUUAUUUGAAGCAUUUAAUUAAUGAUCACCACAAGCUGUUCAGAUCUUUGUUUCCUGAGAGAAGACUUAUUCCAAAGCAUCACUUUAUGAUACAUUAUCCAAGGUGUAUUCGAAAAAUAGGUCCACUCCUCCACGUAUGGUGCAUGAGAUUUGAGGCCAAACAUAAUUUUUUCAAAAGAUCAGUUAAGAAUUUCAAAAAUAUCACAAAAACCUUGGUAAGACAACACCAGAGACAACUAGCUUAUCACUGGGAGAAUUUCCAUUUUCAGAGGUUUGAGUUUGGUCCAGUGCAGGAGGAAAUGAUUGACAGCUUGGAGGGUGGUGAGACUUUAAGUGCAGUGUUUAAUGUAAAUGCAUACUGUGACAUGUCAACUACUAACUGGGUGAAGAACUAUGGAACUGAGUAUCAAAUUGGAAUGUUUGUUUUGAUUAGAACGGAUACAGAAAUUCCUGUUUUUGGAAAGAUCGUCAAUAUCAUUAUAAAUGAAGAUCAAGCUUUGUUUUUGACUUGCAAAGUUGACACACUUUAUUUUGAUGACCACUUUAAUGCAUACUGUGUCGAGGAGAGAACUGAUUCAUUUUCUGUAAUUUCUUUGGAGGAUUUAAUCUAUUACAGACCCUAUGACAAACAGUUUUCUAAUGAGAUGGAUGAAAAAACAUACAUAGUGCCACAUUGCCAUAUUGUGUGAACUUUGCUUUUGAUGACUGUUAGGAAAAGAUGUAAAGCCAAUGCUGUGUUAUGUGGUGUGCUUACACAAAUACAGUUUCAUGUUAACUGCAAA
This is a messenger RNA of Hippoglossus stenolepis (Pacific halibut), 3650 nucleotides long. RefSeq lists its product as uncharacterized. The record is from RefSeq and is a predicted model, not a curated record. The annotation marks the transcript as partial. The transcript has 6 exons. Lineage: Eukaryota; Metazoa; Chordata; Actinopteri; Pleuronectiformes; Pleuronectidae.